CGGAAAGCAAUUUCACGUGAGAAUCCUCGGAUGAUGGAUCCCUUGUUGGGCCGGCAGAACUUCCCCAACCUCGGCGAUCGCUGUGCCGACCGACUUCCCCCAACUCCGUGAGGAGCGCACUUUCAACCGCACAUAUACUUUAUACAGUCUACCACAUUCCACAUGGCCUCCAAAAGACGGGGUAUCGACGCAAAAAGCCGGCUCAUGAAAGAGCUGAGAGCAUCUCAAGAGGAGGGUGAGAAUGAAAUAUUCCUAUACCUACGUCCCGUCGAUGACGCGGACCUACUACACUGGGAAGCUGUAUUGAAGGGCACAACUGGAUCACCGUACGAGGGUGGACUUUGGGGCCUUAGCAUUGCUGUCCCGGCAGACUAUCCCAUAAAGCCGCCGACCGUCAAGUUCACUACUAAGAUUGUGCACCCGAAUAUCGACUGGAGCACGGGCGAAAUCUGUUCCUCGCUAAACAACGACUGGAAACCGAGUGUGGGUCUCUCAGGCGUACUCGCCGCUAUUCAGCAGCUGUUGAUGUUUCCGGAUCCGGAUUCGCCACUGAAUGUUGAGAUCGCGGUUCUAGUGCGCAAUGGAGAUUUCGCUGGUUGGGAGAGUAUCGUCCGGUACUGGACCGAGGAGGAACGGUGGGAGGAAGGUCGGAUUCCUGGACGGCGAUGAUGGUUUCUCAGAACCAGCGCGGACAUUCGGACCACACAUACCAUACGGCUGUGCACAUUCCGAUCAUCUCGGAUAUUUUGCACCUACUCUACAUACGAAUCAAUGAAUGUAUAUAAUCAAUGAGCUAAUGAGUUUAAUAAUAGAGCACAAUUUUUG
Penicillium samsonianum is the source of this 825-nucleotide messenger RNA. RefSeq names its product putative ubiquitin conjugating enzyme (UbcJ) (gene pex4). The transcript has 2 exons. NCBI's taxonomy places the organism in Eukaryota, Fungi, Ascomycota, Eurotiomycetes, Eurotiales, Aspergillaceae. Bases 163 to 669 code for a protein of 168 amino acids. The record is from RefSeq and is a predicted model, not a curated record.